Messenger RNA from Condylostylus longicornis, 3620 nucleotides. RefSeq names its product WD repeat-containing protein 35 (gene Oseg4). The transcript is spliced from 15 exons. Gene Ontology annotation, molecular function: protein binding. The record is from RefSeq and is a predicted model, not a curated record. Gene Ontology annotation, cellular component: non-motile cilium; intraciliary transport particle A. Lineage: Eukaryota; Metazoa; Arthropoda; Insecta; Diptera; Dolichopodidae. Gene Ontology annotation, biological process: non-motile cilium assembly; intraciliary retrograde transport; protein localization to cilium. The coding region runs from base 78 to 3620 and encodes 1180 amino acids.
UGAAGAAAAGAAGUCCAAGUGUAAAGUACCUAAUAAAAAUUUUCUUUAGAAUUAAAAUUCAUUUAUAAUAAGUAAAAAUGUUUGUCUACUUAAGUAAAAAGAUAGCAAUCCCAAAUAACAUUCGAUUAAAUGCUAUUGCUUGGAAUAGUGAUCAGGGAUAUAUAGCAGUAUGCGGUGAAGAUGGUCUUUUAAAAGUUCUAAAAUUAGAACAGGCAUCUGGUAAUGUUAAUGGAACAUCUAAAGGUGGUUUAGCAGCACUCAGUAAUUUAUCAAUGAAUCAAACUCUUGAAGGUCAUAAAGCUGCAGUUCAAGUAGUUACAUGGAAUGAACCACAACAAAAAUUAACAUCAUCAGACAAAACAGGUGUUAUAAUGGUAUGGAUGUUAUAUAAAGGUUCAUGGUACGAAGAGAUGACAAAUGAUAGAAAAAAGUCUGUUGUUAAAGGAAUGUCAUGGACAUCUGAUGGACAAAAAAUUUGUAUUGUUUAUGAAGAUGGUGCUAUUAUUGUUGGAUCUGUUGAUGGAAAUCGUAUUUGGGGUAAAGAAUUAAAAAAUACUCCCUUGACAGGAGUUCAAUGGUCACCAGAUAAUCGAUUAAUUUUAUUUAGCUUAGCAACUGGAGAAUGUCAUUUAUAUGAUAAUCAAGGAUCAUUUGUUAUGAAACUUAAUAUUCAAUGUGUUACACUGAGUGCAAAUAGAAAUUUCCCUAUUGUCGCAGUUAAUUGGUAUAGUGGUAAAGUACCGAUUAAUAGACCAGUUUUAUGUAUUUGUUAUGAAAAUGGUAAAGUACAAAUAAUGAGAAACGAAAAUGAUGAAGUUCCAAUUAUAAUCGAUACAGAAAUUCAGAAUACAGCAGCAAAAUGGAAUACAGAUGGCAGUGUUUUAGCAAUAUGUGGUGUUAAUGCAACAGUUGGUCUCAAAGAAACUAAUCAUGUGAUGUUUUAUUCGCCAUAUGGUAAACAUUUGAGGAGCUUGAAAAUUCCUGGUAGUGAAAUUACAUCCUUAUCUUGGGAAGGUGGUUCAUUAAGAAUAGCUUUAGCUGUUGAUUCUUUUAUUUAUUUUGCUAAUAUUCGUCCCGAUUAUAUGUGGUGUUACUUUGAGAAAACUGUAGCUUUUCUCAAUAGUGCCGAUACCAGUUCAAACAUAAUUACUUUCUGGAAUACGGUAUCAAAUCAGAGUUUUUUGAAAGAAAUUGAAAAUCCUCUUGCAAUGACUGCAUGUAACGAACAUUGUGUAAUUGCUGUUGAAACAAUUAAUAUGAAUUUUAAAGACACAAAUAUUCUUGUUGAAAAAAAUUUUAAAGAUAAACACUAUCAACUUUUAAUAUGUAAUUCAAUUGGGACUACUGUAGAUGCAAAAUAUACUGAUUUAAAACCAGAAUUCAUUGCAAUGAGUUUAACUUAUGUAUUGGUGGCAUCACAGGAUCAGUUUUUAAUAUGGCAUUAUCAUACACCGAAAGGUUCAUCCUCUUUACAUGGAGUGAAAACUAGAAAAGAUAAACGUUUCCAUAUUGAUGAUACCCCAUCUGGAGUUGCAGAAGUUCUUAAUGAUUUAGAUAAAGGUGGAUAUGAUCCGCCGAUAAAUAAUAAUCCUACACAUGAUCCUAUUUGUUGUGUAGCAAUGUCUGAAAAACUUUUGCUAAUAGCAAGGGAAUCUGGGGUUAUAAACGAAUAUAGUAUACCAACAGUUGCUUUGCAGACUCGGCAUAAAAUUGGAACUCGAGCAUUUAAAAUGUCCAUCAAUUGCAAUUCCACAAAAGCAUCUAUAAUUGAUAGUAAUGGUGUUAUGACUCUACUCGAUUUAGACGAAAACCGAGAGCAUAAAGUCAACAUAAAUCGUGUUGAACGUAAGGAUGUAUGGGCUAUAUGUUGGGCUAAGGAUAACCCACAACUUUUGGCUUUAAUGGAAAAAACUAGAAUGUAUGUUUUACGUGGCUCAGAUCCAGAAGAACCGAUAUCCUGUUCUGGAUAUAUAUGUUGUUUUGAGGAAUUAGAAAUAACGUCAGUAUUGUUAGAUGAUAUUAUUAGUGGAAUGGAAACACCAAAUCCAGUGGUUCACAUAGUACAAUUAAGAAUAAAAUCAUUAAGAGAUACGGAAGACUUACUUUUACAUGUUGGUGUACCUGAAGCAAAACAGUUUAUUGAAGAUAAUCCUCACCCAAGACUAUGGAGAUUGUUAGCUGAGGCAUCAUUAAAAAAAUUAGAUUUGGAAACAGCCGAGAAUGCAUUUGUAAGAUGUACAAAUUAUCCGGGAAUACAAUUGAUUAAACGACUAAAAAAUAUUCCUUCUGAAAUUUUACAAAAAGCAGAAAUUUGUGCCUUCUACGGGGAAUUUGAAGAAGCUGAAAAAUUAUAUAUGGAUGCCGAUCGCAGAGACUUAGCAAUUAAUUUAAGAACUACUUUAUGUGAUUGGUUUCGAACUGUACAGUUAUAUAGGAUGGGACCUGGAAUAUCUGAUCAACAAAUGGAAAAUGCUUGGAAGGAAAUUGGAAAUCAUUUCGCGAAUUUGCGAGCCUGGGAAAGUGCAAAAGAAUAUUAUGAAAAAGCUCAUCAUAUUGAAGGACUUAUGGAUUCUCUUUACCAUCUUGAGCAAUAUGAGGAAUUAGAAAAUUGCAUCAAUAUAUUACCUGAGAAAAGUUCACAGCUUUCAAAAUUAGCACAAAUGCUGGCUUCAGUUGGUAUGUGUAACGAGGCUGUUAAUGCUUACAUGAAACUUGGAGAUUAUAAAUCUGCAAUAAAUACUUGCGUAAAUUUACGCCAGUGGGGUCAAGCUGUUGAAUUAGCUCAACGAUAUAAGAUGCCACAAAUUGGGGCAUUGUUAAGUAAACAUGCAACGCAUUUGUUGCAAGAAGGUAGAUUACUGGAAGCAGUUGAGUUGCAAAGAAAAGCCGGUAGAUACCUAGAUGCGGCUCAUCUGUUAGCAAAAUUGGCAGAACGGGAAGUCGCAAAAAAAUCUAAUUUAUUACGUAUUAAAAAGCUUUAUAUUCUGGCUGGUCUUUUGACAGAAGAUCAUUUGAAAACGCAAUCAUCUUUGACUGGUUUUACAAGAGCUACAAUUUUAUCAGAACUUACACCUGAAGAUACAAAUCUAAUUGAGCAAAUAUGGCAUUGUGCUGAAGCUUUUCAUUUCAUGUUAUUGGCACAGAGGCAAUUACGUUUUGGAAUUGUUCAUAGUGCUGUCAUAACAGCUGUGCGAUUGAGAGAAUAUGAAGAUAUUUUAAGUAUUGAAGAUAUUUAUAGUAUUUUAGCUUUAGCAAGUUGUGCAGAUAGAUCUUUUGGUACCUGUUCGAAAGCAUUCAUCAAAUUGGAAUCUUUAACAAAUGUGACAGAAAAAGUUUUAACAGAGUAUGAAGACCUUGCUGUUAGUAUAUUUUCAAAAAAUGAGCCAUACGAUAAUGAAACAGAUCUCAUUACAUGCUAUAUGUGCGCUGCUACAAUGCCUGAUAGUUCACCGUCGUGUUCAACUUGUGGAAUUCAUUUUCCAGCAUGUGUUGCAUCUGGAAGACCAAUAACACAACCAAUUGAAGCAUGGAAAUGCAAUACUUGUCACCAUUCAGCGUUCCCAAUUGAAAUUUUAGACAGGAAGAGUUGUCCACUUUGUCACAGUGCUAUUAAACAUUAG